Molecule: messenger RNA, 471 nt
Organism: Candidula unifasciata
Lineage: Eukaryota; Metazoa; Mollusca; Gastropoda; Stylommatophora; Geomitridae
Source: the annotation of a GenBank genome assembly
AUGAAGAAUCUGAAAAGUCCGACAGCUACAUCUUCAGAACAGCCACCGCCUGUACCCCCUCAGAGAGUUCCAGAACCUCUGUCACCUUCCCAUAAACCACAGGAGCUGCCUCCGCCACCUCUUCCUCCGCACAAAACCCAUGAAUCUGGUGGGCAGAUACCACCCCCACUUCCUGGAAGAGCUCUCCCACCACCGCCCACAGAACCCCUACCUCCUGUCCCUUCAACCCCGAAGAAAAUGAUCAGCCCAUCUUUAGGCAACAUUCUGCAUCCUUCGGAAGAUUUUGAGAAUUUAUUUUACGGAAAAUGGGACUGCACUGGCUCCACGACAAAUGAACUGAGUUUUAAGAGAAGUCAGAUCGUACAUGUUAUUAGUCGAGAAUUGGAUGAUUGGUGGGUUGGGGCACUUGAAGAUAAGGUCGGUCUCGUUCCAAAGACUUAUUUGUGUCCUGCAUAUGAACUUGUCAGAUGA